CGGUAAUCAAUCUCACCAAAGAAUCCGCCAUGUCCUCUAACAUCAUGACUUUAAUCGUUCCAGCACAGCUGUACUUGACCACUCGCGACAAUCUCAUUCGCACGUCCACAUCACAGCUACAAUUAUCUUGAGAAGUCGAGCUCCUCAAUAGAGAUGGCUAUCACGAGAUCACGAUCUCGAGUCUUGAUUCUCAUAGUCUGUUUCGCUAUCUUCACCUUCUGGAAUACGUCGUCACUUGGCAAUAUAUUGGAAGCUCGUCAAUCACCAGCAACUUCAUCAGUAGAAGUACACUUAUUAUGUCGAAGUCUACCGGGUGCGAACGAUACCUUGGUCGUCCUCAAGACCGGAUCUACAGAGAUACAAGAUAGACUACCCAUUCACUUCUCAACUACGUUACGAUGCUACCCAAACUAUAUGAUCUUCUCUGACCACGAAGAAACGUUCAUGGGCGAGCAUGUACACGACGCUCUGGAGGGCGUCAGUCCGGGUAUAGUGACCACACACGAAGACUUUGACCUCUAUCGCAAUCUCAAACAAGGCGGCAGAGCGAUACUGGACGCGAAUGAUCUAAGCGGUUCAAGUACUGAAGCCACGCAAUGGCACGGUAAAGUCGAAAACCCAGGCUGGAAACUGGACAAGUGGAAGUUUCUACCUAUGCUCAACAAGACGUUCCACGAGCAUCCGGAUAUGAAAUGGUAUGUCUUUGUUGAGGCAGACAGCCAUUUGCUUUGGGCAUCGUUGUUGGAAUAUCUGGCUGUUCUGGAUCCUUCCAAACCACAUUAUACAGGAAGCAUCAUGUUCAUCGGCGACACAGUGUUCGCACACGGCGGGUCUGGUUUCAUGGUCUCACAGCCAGCCAUGCGAGUGGUAGUCGAACAAUACGCCGCUCACAAAACCGAAAUCGAAGCCUACACCAAUGGCCAUUGGGCUGGCGAUUGCGUCCUGGGGAAAGUGUUUACAGAAGCCGGUGUGAAGUUCACCGACGCCUGGCCCAUUAUGCAAGGAGAUUAUCCAGGACUUGUCGCGUAUGCUCGACCAGACGGACGGCCCAUCGCUGACCCGAAUAAGCGUGUUUGGUGUUAUCCUACAGUAUCGUAUCAUCAUCUAUCUUCCGAUAUGAUAGAGGAUCUCUGGAAGUUCGAGCAAGAUUGGCUUGCGAACAAGCCGGAUGAUUCACGCUUUCUUCGCCAUAAAGAUGUCUUCAGUCAGUACAUCAUGCCGAGAAUGUCUGCAGAUCUCACGGAUUGGGACAACGAGAGCGACGGUGAAGAGCAUAACGUCACGUCCUUUGAUGAGUGUAAGACAUUGUGUAUUGCAGCAGCUGAGUGCAGACAAUUCUCGUAUAGUCAAGAGGGACAUUGUAAAACUCGUAUCGACCCUAGACUAGGCAAAGCGACGCCUGGCGUGAAGUCCGGUUGGUUGCAAGAUCGGAUGGCCAAAUUCGAGCAUGAAAUGGCUCCUUGUGAAGGUCAGGGUUGGAUGUUGUAGUCCUUAUAUAGUUUUUCUUUCGUCCGUAGUAUAAGCCUAAUGGUCCUUUUGCUCUUCCG
Aureobasidium subglaciale EXF-2481 is the source of this 1547-nucleotide messenger RNA. RefSeq names its product glycosyltransferase family 31 protein. The record is from RefSeq and is a predicted model, not a curated record. Lineage: Eukaryota; Fungi; Ascomycota; Dothideomycetes; Dothideales; Saccotheciaceae. Bases 154 to 1488 code for a protein of 444 amino acids. The transcript has a single exon.